This is a messenger RNA of Naumovozyma castellii, 816 nucleotides long. It is a transcript of the gene ISC10, whose product is annotated as Isc10p. The transcript has a single exon. NCBI's taxonomy places the organism in Eukaryota, Fungi, Ascomycota, Saccharomycetes, Saccharomycetales, Saccharomycetaceae. The coding region runs from base 1 to 816 and encodes 271 amino acids. The record is from RefSeq and is a predicted model, not a curated record.
AUGAGUGUGCCUAAGUUUCAUGAUGAGAAUGAGUAUGAAGGGCUGUUUGCAGAACAAUUCCAUCCAAUUAUAUCGACGUCUAAUGGUGAGGAACAACAAUUAACUCAAAAUAAGAGUAAUAUUAUUAAAAAUAUAAAAUCCAUCCAAGAACUCAAAAAUAAUACAGAGAUAUUGAGAUAUCUUAGGAGGCCAGAACCUGCGGUCAAGAUCAAAUCAUCUAGAAAAAAACAUUUAACUUAUAAAGGCGAUCCUGAUAUUGGAAGGCUUCAAGAUAUCAAAAACAAAUAUAUCCCUGGGUCGCCUUCAUUAGGGACAGUACUUAACGAAUCAAUAAAUCUUAGUCCAGUUUUGAAACCUCUCUCGAAAGUUCAAGACAGACCAUUUGAUUGUGCACCUUUCUUUCAUUGUUAUGAUUAUGAAAAUAGGGUCGGGGACAUGGAUGAGGAUAUAUUAGUAAAGCAGCUGCUUAUUGAUGAUCUGAAUGGAACCUAUCCUAUUUUUGCAAAGCAAUUGGAGUACGAUGAAUUAAAGAAGAAUUUAAAAAAAUCAGAUAGAAUUUUACACUACUUAUUUGGUAUUGAUCGGACAGGAUAUUUUGAACUAGAUGAAGAAAGAACUCAUUUUUACAGCACGUUGAAGAAUCGUUGUACAGCUACUUUGAGGUUUACAGACCGUAGCUUGGAUUUUAAUAUUUCAAGUGAGGAGGAAUUCUUAGAUACUGAUCGUGAUUUCAAUGUAGGAAUAUCAGAACAAUUUGAUGCGUUAUCAGAUGAUGAUGGUUCAAACAGUAAUCUGGACACAUACACUUCAGUAUAA